AUGAAAGGGCAUGUGCUGCUGCACCAGAAGACAUUUUUCAACGAUUCCCCUCGGCUCUUCUCAACAUCGAACAUUUGCGCCGAAUGUUGUUUGAAGGCCCACCUACCAAGAUAUUUCCCUUCAACGCGUCGGGCACUGUCUACAAGCAAGCGAAACCAUACAGCAUGGGGCGCUGCUGUUGCUGCUGUGCAGAAUACAGUCUCCGAAGUCCUUCCUCAUCGGAAAGCCCCUGCUAACAUCACCAUCGAUCCUUUAAGGAUCGUUGCGAAGGAGUUGAAGUUUUUGAACAAGAACAUCAGGCAAUUACUAGGCUCAGGGCAUCCUAUACUUGACACGGUGGCCAAGUACUAUACCCAGAGCGAAGGGAAGCAUGUUCGGCCUCUACUUGUCUUGCUUAUGUCCAGGGCAAUUGCUGCUGCCCCAAAGCGUACCAGGCGGGACACCCUCAUUCCAGACUCUCGCGCAAUAGACACCCCAAUGUCGCCUCCCAAAGUCCUAUACGACGCCAAUCCAGAUCAAGCUGGUCAUACCCCGAUCACGGGUCCUUCAUAUGAAACCGAUUAUUCAUUUCCCAACGACGGUUCGAUUUUACCUUCACAGCGACGACUAGCUGAGAUAACAGAGCUGAUACACACCGCGUCACUUUUGCAUGACGACGUCAUUGACCAUUCUACCCUUCGGCGUUCCGAGCCCUCCGCAAAUAUCCUCUUUGGGAACAAGAUGGCCGUGCUGGCAGGUGAUUUCUUGCUGGGAAGAGCGUCGGUCGCAUUGGCGCGUCUCCGAGAUCCGGAGGUCACAGAGCUGCUAGCCACGGUCAUUGCUAAUUUGAUUGAAGGAGAGUUCAUGCAGCUGAAGAAUACAGCGCUGGACGAAAAGGAGCCCAGAUGGAGCGAAGAAAAUGUUUCCUACUAUUUACAGAAGACCUACUUGAAGUCUGCAAGUCUGAUCAGUAAAAGCUGUCGAGCUGCAGCAUUGCUUGCACACAGCGCUCCUGAAGUUGUCGACGCAGCAUAUGCAUAUGGACGGAAUUUAGGUCUAGCUUUCCAAUUGGUGGAUGAUAUGCUAGACUACACAAUUAGUGGAUCAGAGCUGGGUAAGCCUGCUGGCGCUGAUCUAGAGCUUGGUCUCGCGACAGCACCUUUGUUGUUUGCUUGGAAGGAGAGACCGGAACUUGGUCGACUUGUGGGAAGGAAGUUCAUCGAGCCAGGGGAUGUUGAUGAGGCCCGGAGUAUCGUGCUUCAGACUGAUGGUCUGGAGCAGACCCGAGCGCUGGCUCAAGAAUACGCCGACAAAGCCGUUUCAGCAAUAAGUUCUUUUCCACCUGGUGAAGCCAAGGACGGUCUAGAGGAGAUGUGUAUUAAAUUGAUGAAGAGAAGGAGAUAA
Endocarpon pusillum Z07020 is the source of this 1383-nucleotide messenger RNA. RefSeq names its product hexaprenyl pyrophosphate synthase. Gene Ontology annotation, biological process: isoprenoid biosynthetic process; ubiquinone biosynthetic process. Gene Ontology annotation, cellular component: transferase complex. The coding region runs from base 1 to 1383 and encodes 460 amino acids. The record is from RefSeq and is a predicted model, not a curated record. NCBI's taxonomy places the organism in Eukaryota, Fungi, Ascomycota, Eurotiomycetes, Verrucariales, Verrucariaceae. Gene Ontology annotation, molecular function: prenyltransferase activity. The transcript is spliced from 2 exons.